AUGCCGGAUUUGCGGUUGCUGAGGUCUUGUUUGACGUCGAUGUGGCGUUGGACGUGCCGGACGCAAGUACACUCUUCCGAAAAUUGUGUGCCACUGCCACCCCCAACUUUACUCAGGAACGCAAGAACAUGGUGGCCUUCAGCUACGGCGUGCGUUCGUCACCAAAGCGACAACUCAUGUACGGCUCUGCAGCUGGAGGAGGAUAUGCUGCUUGAGCCAUCACUGAAUUUAUUCGGCUGGGCGCCAAAAAGGGCAUUUUUGCCCUCUCAUGCCACGUCAUUGGGUCAACAGAGCACCGCGCAGACCUCCUUGACGCCGACAAGGAGCUCGGGGUUAUUGUGGGCUCCGUGA
Molecule: messenger RNA, 351 nt
Organism: Trypanosoma cruzi
Lineage: Eukaryota; Euglenozoa; Kinetoplastea; Trypanosomatida; Trypanosomatidae
Exons: 1
Coding region: 1-351 (116 amino acids)
Source: RefSeq, a predicted model, not a curated record